AUGGCAUUUUUGAGGUCAGUGGCGACUGCAAAAACAACUGCGAUAAUAGCAGCAAUACCAACGGCAGCUGCCAUUGCAGCUUCUUCUUCUUCCUCUUCUUCCAAGCCAUCUACUUACUCUCUGCGCCUCUCCAAGAACCCCACUUUCGGGUCGGUUUCUUGUUCCAACCCAAUUCUCAGACCCGCCGGACUUGCUUUUGCGAAAUCCUAUCACCCUCCUUCGGCUGUUCAGAUGGAGGCGCCUUCUUCCGAUCAACAGUUAUCGUCCCUUCAAGACGGCGCUGUCUUGCCGGAAUUGCUGACAGAGUUUAUGGUGGACAUGUCGUGUGAAGGCUGUGUUAAGUCUGUCAAGACUAAAUUGCAGGCUAUUGAAGGGGUGAAGAAUGUGGACGUGGAUCUGAGUAAUCAAGUUGUGAAAGUUCUUGGGUCGUUGCCUGUGAAGACUUUAACUGAUGCUUUGGAGCAAACUGGUCGAAAGGCUCGACUGAUUGGACAAGGGGUUCCAGAAGAUUUUCUUAUUUCUGCUGCCGUAGCUGAAUUCAAAGGACCAGAUAUUUUUGGGGUCGUUCGUUUUGCCCAAGUGACUAUGGAGAUGGCUAGAAUUGAAGCUAACUUCACGGGACUCUCACCUGGAAGGCACAGUUGGUCAAUCAAUCAAUAUGGCGAUCUGACACAAGGCGCAGCCAGCACUGGCAACGUGUACAAUCCAACUCCCGACACUGGAAACCAGCCACUUGGCGACCUGGGAACACUAGAUGUUGAUGAAAAAGGCGAAGCAUUCUAUUCUGGUGUUAAAGAAAAGCUAAGAAUCGCGGAUCUUAUUGGGCGAGCAAUAGUUGUGUAUGAAACUGAAGAUAAAUCGGAUCCGGGCAUUAAAGCAGCAGUGAUAGCUAGAAGUGCUGGAGUUGGUGAGAACUACAAGAAACUCUGCACCUGUGAUGGAGUUACAAUCUGGGAAGCAAAUGGCAAAAUCUAAAAGUGUAUAGUUUCUUGACUUUUGUUGGAUUUGUCAUACAUUUGCAAGCUUUAUAGCUCUGUGCAUUCACCCAAUUAUUACUAUUGAGAAUCUCGAUAAACGGGAAUAAAAAUUCAGAAAGUAAAGAAGACAAGAUUUACAAUA
Messenger RNA from Ipomoea triloba (trilobed morning glory), 1119 nucleotides. Its product is annotated as copper chaperone for superoxide dismutase, chloroplastic/cytosolic-like. The transcript is spliced from 6 exons. Gene Ontology annotation, molecular function: copper ion binding; superoxide dismutase activity. Gene Ontology annotation, biological process: removal of superoxide radicals. NCBI's taxonomy places the organism in Eukaryota, Viridiplantae, Streptophyta, Magnoliopsida, Solanales, Convolvulaceae. Bases 1 to 975 code for a protein of 324 amino acids. The record is from RefSeq and is a predicted model, not a curated record.